Petromyzon marinus (sea lamprey) is the source of this 1393-nucleotide messenger RNA. The record is from RefSeq and is a predicted model, not a curated record. Lineage: Eukaryota; Metazoa; Chordata; Hyperoartia; Petromyzontiformes; Petromyzontidae.
UGGGCGGUGCCUCCUCCAUCCUGGAGCCGGCCAGCGAGGGCGGCAGGGAGCAGGGAGGAGGAGGAGGAGGUGGAGGAGGAGGUGGAGGAGGAGUUGGAGGAGGAGUUGGAGGAGCUGAAGAGGGAUUUGUCGCAGCAGUCCAGCGAAAGGAAAAGGACUUCCAGGGGAUGCUCUCAUUCAGCCGUGAGGACGAAGGGCGGUUAAUCAAGAACCUCAUCCUGGAGUGUCGGCCACGUGGUGUGGCUGUGAGUGUCACCCCGUGUCUCCCGGCCUACGUGCUCUUCAUGUGCGUGCGCUAUGCCGACCACACCAACGACGAUUCGAGGGUUCGCUCGCUGCUCACCGCCGCCAUCAACGGCAUCAAGCGUGUCCUCAAGAAGAGGGUGGAUGAUUUUGAGACGGUGUCUUUCUGGCUGGUCAACACGUGCCGCUUUCUGCACUGCCUCAAGCAAUACAGCGGAGAGGAGGCGUUCACACGACACAACUCGCUGCGCCAGACCUCCCACUGCCUGCGGAACUUCGACCUGGCUGAGUAUCGCCAGGUGCUGAGCGACGUGGCCAUACAAGUUUACCAGCAGCUCGUUCGGCUGCUGGAGGGGGCCCUGCUGCCGCUCGUCGUGAGCGCCAUGGUGGAGCAGGAAUCUAUUGAGGGCGCCGUCUCCAGCGUGAAGCCCAGCGGCCUCCGCAGGAGAACUCCUUCAGAGGGGGGGCCAAGCUGGGCGACGAUGGAGACGUUGCUGUCUCGCCUGUCGCUGUGGACAGCGACUUUGUCGUCUCAGGGGGCUGACCACGAGCUCCUGGGACAGCUGACGAGGCAGCUGCUCUACCUGGCGGGGGCCGCCGCCCUCAACGCACUGCUCCUGCGCAAGGACAUGUGUUCAUGGAGCAAGGGGGUGCAGAUACGCUACAACGUGUGCCAGGUGGAGGAGUGGCUCAAGGAGCAGGGCCUGCUGCUCCACACGGGGGCCAAGGAGGCCCUCGAGCCGCUCAGCCAGGCGGCUCAGCUGCUGCAGAUGAAGAAGAAGACGAGCGAGGACGCCCAGGCCAUCUGUGACACGUGUACAGCCCUCACCACGCCACAGAUCAUCAAGAUCCUGAACCUGUACACUCCCGUCAACGAGUUUGAGGAACGGGUCACCGUCACGUUCAUCAAGAACAUCCAGGAGCGUCUCCGUGACCGCAAGGAUUCCCCGCAGCUCCUGCAGGACGUCAAAUUCAUCUUCCCCGUGACGUUCCCCUUCAACCCCUCGCCGCUGGGCCUCGAGACCCUGCACAUCCCCGCCAGCAUGAACCUCGGCUUCCUCACUCGCGUCUGAGGAGCGCCGGGAGGGAGCGCCGGGAGGGAGCGCUGAGAUGGAGCGCCGGGAGGGAGCGCCGGGAGGGAGCGCCGGGA